Molecule: messenger RNA, 5857 nt
Organism: Chlorocebus sabaeus (green monkey)
Lineage: Eukaryota; Metazoa; Chordata; Mammalia; Primates; Cercopithecidae
Gene: DZIP3
Product: DAZ interacting zinc finger protein 3
Biological process (GO): protein polyubiquitination
Cellular component (GO): cytoplasm
Molecular function (GO): ubiquitin protein ligase activity; RNA binding; polyubiquitin modification-dependent protein binding
Source: RefSeq, a predicted model, not a curated record
UUCUCGGGAGAGGAAUCGGUUAGGCGAAGGGGAUUCCUCGUUCAGCUGUGCGCUCUGUUUUCGUGCGCUUCCUCGUCCUUCAUGCUGGAUGGCCAGUUUUUCCUUUGUGCGUCAUCCUCUACCUGAGAAAUGGUCGCUUGCCCCUAGUCUAGACACGCAUUAAAGGGCAGUAUUUAAAGUCAGUUUGCAAGCAGUGGAAUAAGAUUUUUGUGAAGAAACCUUGUGCAGCAUGGAUUCUCUACCAGACGAAUUUUUUGUGAGGCAUCCUGCUGUGGAGGAUCAGAGGAAGGAAGAAACUGAGAAUAAGCAAGAAAAAUCAUCUGGUCAACUGGACAAAAAGGAAAAGGACAUAGCUACUGAUCUUGUUCCUAUUAACCUACUAUUAGAAGUGAAGAAGUUAUUAAAUGCAGUUAAUACUCUACCAAAAGGUGUGGUUCCUCACAUUAAGAAGUUCUUACAAGAAGAUUUUUCCUUCCAAACUAUGCAGAGAGAAGUUGCAGCUAACAGCCAGAAUGGUGAGGAAAUUGUUCCUGCUUUGACUUUACGUUUCUUGAUUAUGCAACUAGAAGCAGCACUUAGGAACAUUCAAGCUGCCAAUUAUACUGCACAGCAGAUUAAUAUUGGUUAUUAUUUGACAUUACUGUUUUUGUAUGGAGUAGCACUCACUGAAAGAGGAAAGAAAGAGGAUUAUACAGAAGCUGAGAAUAAAUUUCUGGUGAUGAAGAUGUUGAUCCAAGAAAAUGAAAUUUGUGAAAACUUUAUGUGUUUAGUUUAUUUUGGACGUGGUUUACUACGAUGUGCUCAAAAGAGAUAUAAUGGAGGACUGCUAGAAUUUCAUAAAAGCUUACAAGAAAUUGGAGAUAAAAAUGAUCAUUGGUUUGACAUAGAUCCUACAGAAGAUGAAGAUUUACCUACAACUUUUAAAGAUCAUCUUAAUAAUUUUAUCAAGACAACUGAAAGUAAUAUAAUGAAGCAGACGAUUUGUAGUUACCUAGAUUGUGAACGAUCUUGUGAAGCUGACAUUUUGAAGAACACCAGUUACAAGGGAUUUUUUCAGUUAAUGUGCAGUAAAAGUUGCUGUGUUUAUUUCCAUAAAAUUUGCUGGAAAAAGUUCAAGAAUUUAAAGUAUCCAGGUGAAAAUGAUCAGAGUUUUAGUGGGAAAAAAUGCUUGAAGGAAGGAUGUACAGGUGACAUGGUAAGGAUGCUGCAGUGUGAUGUACCUGGAAUUGUUAAAAUUUUGUUUGAAGUUGUGAGAAAGGAUGAAUAUAUAACCAUUGAAAAUUUAGGAGCAAGUUAUAAAAAGUUGAUAUCUCUGAAAAUAACUGAUACUGAUAUAAGACCGAAGAUCAGUUUAAAAUUUAAUACAAAAGAUGAAAUGCCUAUCUUCAAGCUUGAUUAUAAUUAUUUCUAUCAUCUGCUUCAUAUAAUUAUUAUUUCUGGUACUGACAUUGUUCGGCAAAUAUUUGAUGAGGCUAUGCCACCCCCUCUUUUGAAAAAAGAGCUUCUUAUACACAAGAAUGUGCUGGAAUCCUACUAUAACCAUCUUUGGACCAAUCAUCCUUUGGGUGGAUCAUGGCAUCUGCUUUAUCCUCCAAACAAGGAGUUACCACAAUCCAAACAGUUUGACUUAUGCCUCCUGUUAGCUCUUAUAAAACAUUUGAAUGUGUUCCCUGCACCCAAAAAAGGAUGGAAUAUGGAACCGCCAUCUUCUGACAUCUCUAAAUCUGCAGACAUCCUGCGACUGUGCAAAUACAGAGAUAACCUCCUUAGUGAGAUUUUGAUGAAUGGUCUCACUGAGUCACAGUUCAGUUCAAUUUGGAAAAAAGUUUCAGAUAUUCUUCUGCGCCUUGGGAUGAAGCAAGAGGAUAUUGACAAGGUGAAGGAGAAUCCCAUUGAGAAUAUCUCCCUUGAUUACCAUCAGCUAUCCAUCUACCUAGGCAUACCAGUACCAGAAAUCAUACAGAGGAUGUUAUCCUGCUAUCAGCAAGGAAUUGCUCUACAGUCAAUAACGGGCAGUCAGCGUAUUGAAAUAGAAGAGUUACAGAAUGAGGAAGAAGAACUAAGUCCACCUCUCAUGGAGUACAAUAUAAAUGUGAAAUCAAACCCUGAAAUACAGUUUGCAGAACUUAAUAAAGAUGGGGCCUCAAUACCCAGUGAAUCUUCAACAGAAUCUCUUAAAGAUCUCCAGGAAGUUAAGAGUAAACAAAGGAAAAAGAAAAAGACUAAGAAUAAAAAGAAUAAAGACUCAAAAGAAGACCAAGUCUCAUAUAUGGUAGAAAAGGAAGAGCAGUUGAAGAAAGAACAAGCAAAUCCACACUCAGUCAGUAGACCUAUAAAAGAUGAUGCAAGUGAUGUUCAAGAGGAUUCUGCAAUGGAAGACAAGUUCUAUAGCCUGGAUGAAUUGCAUAUUCUGGACAUGAUAGAGCAGGGCUCAGCUGGCAAAGUCACUACAGACUAUGGAGAAACUGAAAAGGAAAGGCUUGCUCGUCAAAGGCAGCUUUAUAAAUUGCACUAUCAGUGUGAAGAUUUCAAAAGACAGUUGAGAACAGUGACUUUUCGGUGGCAAGAAAACCAAAUGCAGAUGAAAAAGAAAGACAAAAUUAUCGCGUCUCUUAAUCAACAAGUGGCUUUUGGAAUCAAUAAGGUUUCCAAAUUACAGCGUCAAAUCCAUGCUAAAGAUAAUGAAAUCAAGAACCUUAAAGAGCAACUUUCUAUGAAAAGAUCUCAGUGGGAAGUGGAAAAACAUAAUCUGGAAAGCACAAUGAAAACAUACAUAAGCAAACUGAAUGCAGAAACUAGCAGAGCUUUAACAGCGGAGGUGUAUUUCUUACAGUGUCGUAGGGAUUUUGGUUUGCUUCAUCUAGAGCAGACUGAAAAGGAAUGUCUCAAUCAGCUUGCCAGGGUGACUCACAUGGCAGCAAGUAACCUAGAAUCACUUCAACUAAAAGCUGCGGUAGACAGUUGGAAUGCCAUUGUGGCAGAUGUUAGAAACAAGAUUGCAUUCCUCAGGACACAGUACAAUGAACAAAUAAACAAAGUAAAGCAAGGAUUUGCCUUGAGUACCUUGCCUCCAGUCCAGCUUCCUCCUCCACCACCCAGUCCUGAGAUAUUGAUGCAGCAGUUCUUAGGAAGACCCCUUGUGAAAGAAUCUUUCUUUAGACCCAUACUUACUGUUCCUCAAAUGCCUGCAGUUUGUCCGGGAGUCGUCUCUGCAACUGGCCAACCUAGAGCCCCCCUGAUGACUGGCAUAGCCUGGGCGCUGCCAGCGCCUGUGGGAGACGCUGUGCCUCCCAGUGCAGGUCUGGCGAGUGAUCCCUCCAUGAUGAAUUGGGAGAGAAUUACAGACAGGCUGAAAACUGCCUUUCCACAACAAACCAGAAAGGAGCUUACAGAUUUCUUACGGAAACUGAAGGAUGCUCAUGGAAAGUCCUUGUCUGGACUGACAUUUGAUGAAAUUGUUUGCAAGAUCUCCCAGUUUAUUGACCCCAAAAAGUCUCAGAGUCAAGGAAAAUCAGUGUCAAAUGUUAAUUGUGUCUCACCUAGUCAUUCUCCAUCACAGCCGAAUGCUGCCCAGCCCCCAAAACCAGCAUGGAGGCCCCUCACUUCACAAGGUCCUGCCACAUGGGAAGGAGCCAGUAAUCCAGAUGAGGAAGAGGAAGAAGAAGAGCCUUGUGUGAUCUGUCAUGAGAAUCUGUCUCCAGAAAAUCUUUCAGUUUUGCCUUGUGCUCACAAAUUCCAUGCUCAGUGCAUUAGACCAUGGUUGAUGCAACAGGGGACAUGUCCUACCUGCAGACUCCACGUUUUGCUACCAGAAGAAUACCCCGGUAACCCCAGUCGGCAGUUGCCCAAGAUCUGAUACAAGGUCAGGGGUGUCUAUGCAAAGGAAGCUCGGUUUUCUUUUAUUAUGAGCUGCUUGUGUGAGUGGUGUAAAGCUGUGUGCUCUUCAAUAUAGUACUAAAGAAGCCAGCUAAUUUUAUCAAAGCAGCAGCCAAAGAAGUCAGGACAAAUCUUCAGGACUUGUGAAAUGAACUGAAAGAGCUUGAAGCAGAUGGAAUUUUAAUAGUUAUACUAUAUUUGCUCUUAUCUUAGUAGGUUUUUUCUUGUAAUGGAAACAUAACUGUUAGUAUAUUUCUUAGUAUGUUUUUCUUGUCUUUUUAAAUUCUUAUUUCACUCAUCCUUUACUCUCCCCUCAAGUAUUCUACACUUUAAUUUCCUGAAGUAAAUUUAAGCAAGAGGAAAAGGGAAAUAGUAAAGAGGUAGGAAAAUCCCGCAGAAAUUUGUGUUCCUUCUAACUUUUAAAACUACCUAAAAAAUAUAAUUGAUUUAAAUUUUAUCUCAAUGUUCCCCAUUCUUUUAUAUCCCCUUAAAUAGGUACCCAUGAAGAGAUUAUGAGCUACUUGAAGGUGGAGACCAUACAGUGGUGUGUUGGAGCUGGCUUAUAAUGGCUUAUGAGUGACAAUCAUUAGUUUGAGGGAUUUUAUGAGCCAGUUGUCAAGUUGUUGCUAGCUUGAAAUCUGCCACAAUUGGAGCAUUUACACCAUAGACAUUGGUAAAUGCUGUAAGUGAAGACCUACUUUUCCCUCAAGAGCUAGUUGUUAAACCUUUACCAGCAUACUGCUGGACCUUGUCUAAAACUUCUCUGUGUUCCCAGUGUCUUGCCCAGUAGAUACAGGAUAAAUAUUGCCAGAAUCAGAUACCAGGAAGUAGUAAGAAAAGGAGUUAAUAUGCAAACUAAAUCACUCGCUCAGUUGAAUAAUUGAGAUCUUCUGUUCAUUUGUUUCUUGGACCUUAAUCAUUUGCAUUUUGGAGAAAAUUUUUUCUGCUUUAAAAGUCUGUAAUUUCACUUUCUUGUGUCGGGGAGAGGGAAAAACUCUUUGUCUAUAGUUGCUUUUUGUGAUGAAGUGAAUACCCAAUGGGCUAAGUUGCAUAUCUAAAGCUUGUCACUAAGAAUUUUCAUUUUUAGCGGUCAAAAACCUAUUUUGACAAUAGUGUUGUGUGAAUGCUGUAAGUGUUGUAUAUGUCUCUGGUUUCAGAAUUAAAAGAAUUCAGAGUUACCUUGUGAGAUAAAUGUUCUUUGCUUCAUAUUCACAGUUUCACUUUCAUUUAAUUUAUGGGGAAGAAUAAAUGUUUCCUGACUCUCAAACAAUUUUGCCUGUAUACUUCAGUGCAAAUAUAUUUUGAAGUUACUUUUAAAUCUUUAUUUAAAACCUCUGUUUCUGUAACUGUGUUAAAUGUAUUCUUCUGUAAUGAGAAUAGACUGGAACAUGUGAGGGAAAAAUAUCAAAAACAGAUGGCAGUCAUCUAGGCAUGUAAAAUGCCAAGAAUGUCUUAGAAUUGCACAAUUUAGAAUUUAUAGAGCCUUUAAUCACCUUGUCUAGCACCUUGUAUUAGUGCAUUUUCAUGCUGCUGAUAAAGACAUACCUGAGACUGGGCAAUUUACAAAAGAAAGAGGUUUAAUGGACUUACAGUUCCACAUGACUGGGGAGGCCUCACAAUCAUGGUGGAAGGCAAAGAGGAGCAAGUCACAUCUUACAUGGAUGGCAGCAGACAAGGAGAGAGAGUUGUGCAGGGAAACUCCCAUUUUUAAAACCAUCAGAUCUGGUAAGACUUACUAUCCCAAGAACAGCAUGGGAAAGACCUGCACCCUUGAUUAAAUUAUUUCCCACCAGGUCCCUCCCACACAUGGAAUUAUGGGAGCUACAAGAUGAGAUUUGGUGGAGACACAGAACCAAACCAUAUCACACCUUAAGGUCAUGGUCAUGUAGCUAGUUAUCUUGUAAAACCAAUGUUUCUUAGUUCAUAUUUACAACUGCAAUUUCAAUUUCAUUUAUAAAAGAAUAAAUGUUUCUUAAUUGAA